AUGCCAUCGUCGUCGUCGUCGUCGACGGCGACAUCAUUUCGUUCUUUCUCAAGCCGGAGCCACAGCCAUGGAUCAUCAUCCUCAUUAUCCAACCAGCGGAACAACCGCCACCGUAGUGUCCGAUCAUCCUCCGCCAUCGAAUCACUCUCUCGACUGUCAUCAAUAAGAGAACCCCAAUUUUUAUUGUCCCUUCAAAAUAAAGGAAUUUCAGGCAUUUUACAGAAAUGGGUGAAUUAUGGUAGAGGUUGGCGUUCUCGUUUUUUCCUCCUCAAUGAUGGCGUCUUAUCUUAUUAUAAAAUCAAUGGCCUCCGCCGCCACCACCACCACAACCACCGUAAUAAUAUUAUUACAGACGGUGAAGAGUUUUCACGUUGGGUCUCUCGUCUUGGAAAUCCCAUUGGAGAAAUUCACCUCAAGGUUUCUUCGAUUAGGGAGAGCAAAUCAGAUGACAAGAAGUUUUCGAUAUUUACGGGGACGAAAAGAAUGCAUUUGAGGGCGGGAAGUAGGGAGGAAAGGGUGGAAUGGAUGGAGGCAUUACAGGCGGUGAAGGAUAUGUAUCCGAGAAUACCAAAUAAUGAGUUGAUGGAAACUGGGCCGGUGAUUUCGACCAAGAGGUUGAGGCUAAGGUUGAUGGAAGAAGGGGUGAGGGAAGAGGCUAUACAAGAAAGUGAACAAAUAAUGAGGAAUGAGUUUUCAAUUCUUCAUAACCAUCUUGUGGUCCUCAAGCAGAAACAGGCUCUGCUUGUCGACACUUUGCGCCAGUUAGAGACAGAGAAAGUAGACUUGGAGGAUACAGUUGUUGAUGAAAGCCAAAGGCAGCAUGAACAUAUGCCUGGAUCGAGGCAACAGAAAUUUUCCGGUACGGGAAGUGCAAGUGGCUCUGAUGAUGAUCCUGACAGACAUGAUGCUGCAGAGGAGGAAACAGAUGACGACGACAAUGAGUUCCUUGAUACUCAAGAUUUUCUUUCAUCAAGUUCAUUUAGAAGUGCUGAAUCUGAAUUCCAGAAAACACCAUAUGGUUCUGAUGAUGAUGAUGAAGGGCCUCUUGAUAUUGAAGAUGGCAUGGAUUUCCGUAUUAAAUCUGUUCGAUCUAACUAUCUUUGUGUCAGGCGGCGUAAGAAAUUGCCUGACCCAGUUGAAAAGGAGAAGGGGGUUAGUCUUUGGUCGAUGAUUAAAGAUAAUAUCGGGAAGGAUCUCACUAAAGUUUGUCUUCCAGUUUAUUUCAAUGAGCCCCUCUCUUCUUUACAGAAAUGUUUUGAGGAUUUGGAAUACUCGUACCUUCUAGAUCGAGCCUAUGAAUGGGGUAAAAUGGGCAAUAGCCUUAUGAGAGCACUCAAUGUGGCGGCAUUUGCAGUAUCAGGAUAUGCCUCUACUGAUGGAAGACAUUGCAAGCCAUUCAAUCCACUUCUGGGGGAGACAUAUGAGGCCUAUUAUCCGGAUAAAGGCAUUCGCUUUUUCUCUGAGAAGGUUAGUCAUCACCCAAUGGUUGUUGCUUGCCAUUGUGAAGGUCAAGGCUGGAAGUUUUGGGGUGACAGCGAUUUAAAAAGUAAAUUUUGGGGUCGAUCAAUCCAGCUUGAUCCAAUUGGCUCUUUAACUCUAGAGUUUGAUGAUGGAGAAAUUUUCCAGUGGAGUAAGGUGACAACAUCAAUUUACAACCACAUUUUAGGAAAACUAUACUGUGAUCAUUAUGGUACAAUGAAGAUACAGGGGAAUCAGAGAUAUUCCUGCAAGCUAAAGUUCAAAGAGCAGUCAAUCAUUGACAGGAAUCCCCACCAGGUACAAGGCAUUGUUCAAGAUAAGAAUGGUAAAACAGUGGCAAGUUUAUUUGGCAAAUGGGAUGAUAGCAUGCACUAUAAAAUCAUUGGUGGCUCAAGGAAUGGAAAUGAGUCAGAGCCCCAUUUGCUCUGGAAACGGAGUAAACCAUCGAAGUAUCCAACCAAAUAUAAUCUGACACGUUUUUCCAUCACUCUGAAUGAGCUCACACCAGGACUCAAGGAGAAGCUGCCACCAACAGACUCCAGGCUGAGACCUGAUCAGAGAUGCUUAGAAAAUGGAGAGUAUGCAAAGGCCAAUGAUGAGAAGUUACGACUAGAGCAGAGGCAACGACAGGCACGGAAGAUGCAAGAGAGAGGUUGGAAGCCUCGGUGGUUUGUGAAGGAGAAAGGCAGUGAAACUUACCGCUAUAUUGGUGGUUACUGGGAAGCCAAGGAAAAGGGCAACUGGGAAUCAUGUCCUGAUAUCUUUGGCCAAGUCCAGACUGAUCAAUUUUUCAAGUAG
Molecule: messenger RNA, 2277 nt
Organism: Dovyalis caffra
Lineage: Eukaryota; Viridiplantae; Streptophyta; Magnoliopsida; Malpighiales; Salicaceae
Source: the annotation of a GenBank genome assembly